AUGGAAGGCAAACCUAUACCAUUACCAAGAACUUCAUUAUUAAAAAAAAAAGAAAUGCUUCAUUCUCUUACUCCUCCUCCAAUACCUGAAAGGCCUAAAAAUAUUUUGAAACCUCCACCAAUUCCUCCAAGAGAUAAAAAUUUAUUUUACAAUAAAAUAAAUAAUUUAUCAUCUGAGCCUAUUUUUUCAUCCAGUAUUGAAACAAUUCAUGAAGAUGAAUGUCUUGUUUCGUCAAAGUCAGAUAGUCAAAGUAUUUUAUUUCAAAAUCCUGAAUAUACAAGUUUAGAUGAUUUGAAAAUUUCUAGUAGUAUUUCUGAGAGUUCUAAUGAUGAAACAUGUAGUAUAGAAUCAUCAAAACAACAAUAUACUGAUAACUCAGAAUGUUUUGGUGAUUUUAAACAAAGUCAUGAAAAUAUUUUAGAACCUGUUUAUGUAAUAAAUGAUAAUGCAAAACAAUCAAAUAGUAGAGUAAGUAUUCGAGCAGAUCCAAUUAUGGGUCUUCCAGAUAGAUAUGAUGGUGAAAAAAUUACUUAUUAUGGAUGGAUUGAAUAUAAAAAUGGAAGAAAAACUAAAAAGUAUUGGGCUGCUUUGAAGGAUGGUUUUCUUAAAUUUUAUGAUAAUGAAGAAUGUGAAAAUAAUCCAAUGUUUUCAUAUAAUUUAGCUGAUUUAGUAUAUGUUGGAAAAAAUAAAAAUAUUCCAUGUUGUAUUAUUGUUUUAUUACGAUCUAAAGAUAAAACAGCAAUUUGGGCAAGAAUUGAGAUGGUAACAGAAGAAGAUCAAUUUAAAACAUGGACACAUUUAUUAGCUAGAUCAGUUGUACCUUCAGUAAAAUAUGACAAUGAUGAAUUUAGUGAUUUAGAUGUUGGAGGUAUUGUUUGGUUUAAGGAAGGAACUACAUCUCAAUGGAGUCAAGGUUGGCUUUACAUUAGUCAAAAAACAUUAAAUUAUAUGAAACUAAACAUGAUUUAUAAUAGAAAAAUUGAUAUUAGAAAGAUAAGGUGUUUAAAAAAAAAUAUUUGUAAAACAGAUUGGUGCCCAUUUGUUUACAAUACUAAUGAAGGUCCUAUUGUGUGCUCGCAAGGUGGAAAUUCUUUUUACAUGCAAGGUGAAAAUGAUAUAUGGUCAACGUCUAACUGA
This is a messenger RNA of Strongyloides ratti, 1137 nucleotides long. RefSeq names its product Rho GTPase activating protein at 15B. The transcript has 3 exons. The coding region runs from base 1 to 1137 and encodes 378 amino acids. Lineage: Eukaryota; Metazoa; Nematoda; Chromadorea; Rhabditida; Strongyloididae. The record is from RefSeq and is a predicted model, not a curated record.